AGUAGUUGAUAACGUAGUCCGGAAGGGUUGUUUGAAAGGGCGCCAAAACGUUGCUCAUGGAAAGGCGUACUUAAAGUUUUUCUUUUUGUUCGUUUAAUACUUUAUUGAUUAUACGAAAUCAACGCAGCCAUCUUGUAUCUCGUUUUUUCAAUUUCCCGUAACAAUCGCAGCGGCGGUCUCGGUCUCUCGGACGUGUGUCGUCACGUCCACGGAGGAGUGGCAUUGAGGAUAAACUCGACUACCAUAUUAACAAGGAAGUAACGAGACAGACAGACGACAACGACGAUGACUUCCACGUUCCGUUCGAGCGACAUUCUCCAGCAAAUGGACUUCGCCAUGAUUGGCACCCACUUCGCCUCCGGCCCGCUGCAAAUUGACCAGGAUUUUGCGGGCAUCAGUGGCGUACACUUCAACGGCAGUGGGUCGCAGCAACAGUACGCCAACGACGGAGAGGUGACGUUGCAGCCCAACGGCAUGCCGCCGUCGUGGCAGAGUAUCGCUGCGCCUGGGUCGACCGUGGCCGAUUACCUGUCUCAUUUGCCGGCCACCCUCACCCUGCACCACUUCCUCAAAUACUCUGGAGAGGCCGUCUGCAAGGACGCUCGCGACGAGACAAAACCCCCUAAGAAGAGGAAAAAACAAGGCAGACAAGUGAACGCCUCGGCAGCCGCUGCAGCAGCAUCCAGUGACCGUUGUCCGUCUACGACGACGACGACGCCGUCGUCGUCGUCUCCAUCUCAGGUCAAGCCGAAGCCCGGCCAAAUACGAAUAACGAGCUGUGCGGACGGUACUACCAUGUUCGGAUGCCCGGAAUGCCGUGCCGAGUACUUAGACAAGCAUUUGCUGGAGGAACACCUGGGCACGCACGCGACGGAACGGCGGUUUGUGUGCGACAUCUGUGGAGCGGGGUUGAAGCGCAAGGACCACUUGACGAGACACAGACAGAGUCACAGUUCUGAAAGGCCGUACGCCUGUACGGUGUGCGGCAAAGCGUUCAAGCGCAAGGAGCAACUGACCCUGCACAAGGUGGUGCACACAGGUGAGAAGCGGCAUGCUUGUAUAGAGUGUGGCCGUGCAUUUUACAGGAAAGAUCACUUGAGGAAGCACGCUAGGAGUCACGCUGCCAGGAGGGAUAAAAGCGGUGGACAGACGUGCUAGUCAAACAAAUAACAAGAAGGAAAACGAGUUUAAAACGAAGAUUUACCAAUUUGUUGUAUAUUUCAUUCAUUUUCAUCCAUGUACAUAUUACAAUAUAAUAUCAUGUAUAUUAUGUAUAUUUUAUAUAUAUUAUAUUCAACUCUUGCAACUACUG
Molecule: messenger RNA, 1312 nt
Organism: Myzus persicae (green peach aphid)
Lineage: Eukaryota; Metazoa; Arthropoda; Insecta; Hemiptera; Aphididae
Product: zinc finger protein 398-like
Exons: 1
Coding region: 286-1158 (290 amino acids)
Biological process (GO): regulation of transcription by RNA polymerase II
Cellular component (GO): nucleus
Molecular function (GO): DNA-binding transcription factor activity, RNA polymerase II-specific; RNA polymerase II cis-regulatory region sequence-specific DNA binding
Source: RefSeq, a predicted model, not a curated record